Propithecus coquereli (Coquerel's sifaka) is the source of this 4596-nucleotide messenger RNA. It is a transcript of the gene CEMIP, whose product is annotated as cell migration inducing protein, hyaluronan binding. The transcript has 28 exons. Lineage: Eukaryota; Metazoa; Chordata; Mammalia; Primates; Indriidae. The record is from RefSeq and is a predicted model, not a curated record. Bases 1 to 4086 code for a protein of 1361 amino acids.
AUGGGAGCCGCCGAGAGGCUGCGCCUCUGCUUCACGGCCGUGCUGACCGUCAGCUGGCUCACCCUGGCCCGCCUCCCGGGGGCCGCACCCACAGUGGCCACCGGGUGCCCUGACCAGAGCCCUGAGCUGCAGCCCUGGACCCCUGGCCACGACCGGGACCACCAAGUGCGUAUCGGCCGGGGCAGGACACUGCUGCUCACGUCUUCCGCCACGGUCCACUCCAUCCACAUCACCGAGGGAGGCAAGCUCGUCAUCAAGGACCACGCCGAGCCGAUUGUCUUGCGGGCCCGGCACAUUCUGAUCGACGAGGGCGGAGAGCUGCACGCGGGGAGCGCCCUCUGCCCCUUCCAGGGCGGUUUCAGCAUCGUUUUGUACGGAAGGGCGGACGAAGGUGUUCAGCCGGACCCCUACUUUGGCCUGAAGUACAUCGGCGUCGGCCGAGGGGGCACCCUGGAGCUGCAUGGGCAGAAGAAGCUCUCCUGGACCUUCCUGAACAAGACCCUGCGCCCAGGCGGCAUGCAGGAAGGAGGCUAUUUCUUCGAGCGGAGCUGGGGCCACCGUGGAGUCAUCGUUCAUGUCAUCGACCCCAAAUCGGGCACAGUCGUCCACUCUGACCGGUUUGACACCUAUCGAUCCAAGAAAGAGAGCGAACGUCUGGUCCAGUAUUUGAACGCUGUGCCCGACGGAAGAAUCCUUUCUGUCGCGGUGAAUGAUGAAGGUUCUAGAAACCUGGAUGACACGGCCCGGAAGGUGAUGACCAAACUGGGCAGCAAACAUUUUCUACACCUUGGAUUUAGACACCCUUGGAGUUUCCUGACUGUGAAAGGGAAUCCCUCUUCUUCGGUUGAAGACCACAUCGAAUACCACGGACACCGAGGCUCCGCCGCCGCCCGGGUGUCCAAACUGUUCCAGACAGAGCACGGCGAGCAUUUCAACGUCUCUUCGUCCAGCGAGUGGGUUCAAGACGUGGAGUGGACGGAGUGGUUCGACCACGACAAGGUGCCCCAGGCUAAAGGCGGGGAGAAAAUUUCAGACCUCUGGGCGGCUCACCCCGGAAAGAUCUGCAAUCGUCCCAUUGACAUUCAGGCCACCACCGUGGAUGGAAUCAGCCUCAGCGCCGAGGUUGUCUACAAGAAAGGCCAGGAUUACAGGUUCGCGUGCUACGACCGCGGCCGAGCCUGCCAGAGCUACCGCGUGCGCUUCCUCUGCGGGAAGCCCGUGAGGCCCAAGCUCACGGUCACCAUCGACACCAACGUGAACAGCACCGUCCUGACUCUGGAGGACAAUGUGCAGUCGUGGAAGCCCGGAGACACCCUGGUCGUGGCCAGCACCGAUUUCUCCAUGUACCAGGCAGAAGAGUUCCAGGUGCUUCCCUGCAGAGCCUGUGCCUCCAACCAGGUCAAAGUGGCAGGGAAGCCGCUGUACCUGCACAUGGGGGAGGAGGUGGACGGCGUGGACAUGCGUGCCGAGGUCGGGCUCCUGAGCCGGAACAUCGUGGUGAUGGGCGAGAUGGAGGCCGGGUGCUACCCCUACAGCAAGCACCUCUGCAGCUUCUUUGACUUCGACACCUUUGGAGGCCACAUCAAGUUUGCACUGGGGUUCAGGGCGGCACACCUGGAGGGCGUGGAGCUGAAGCACAUGGGGCAGCAGCUGCUGGGUCAGUACCCGAUUCAUUUCCACCUGGCCGGCGACGUGGACGGAAGGGGAGGCUACGACCCACCCACCUACGUCCGGGACCUCUCCAUCCACCACACGUACUCGCGCUGCGUCACCGUCCACGGCUCCAACGGCCUGUUGAUCAAGGACGUUGUGGGCUAUGACUCUCUGGGCCACUGCUUCUUCACGGAAGACGGGCCGGAGGAGCGCAACACUUUCGACCACUGUCUGGGCCUCCUCGUCAAGUCCGGAACCCUCCUCCCCUCCGACCGCGACAGCAGGAUGUGCAAGAUGAUCACGGAGGACUCCUACCCGGGGUACAUCCCCAAGCCCAGGCAGGACUGCAACGCCGUGUCCACCUUCUGGAUGGCCAAUCCCAACAACAACCUCAUAAACUGCGCGGCGGCAGGAUCCGAGGAAACCGGAUUUUGGUUCAUUUUCCACCACGUGCCGACGGGCCCUUCUGCGGGGAUGUACUCUCCGGGCUACUCCGAGCACAUCCCGCUGGGCAAGUUCCACAACAACCGAGCACAUUCCAAUUACCGGGCUGGCAUGAUCAUAGACAACGGGGUCAAAACCACCGAGGCCUCUGCCAAGGACAAGCGGCCCUUCCUCUCUGUCAUCUCUGCCAGGUACAGCCCCCACCAGGACGCCGACCCGCUGAAGCCCCGGGAGCCGGCCAUCAUCAGGCACUUCACCGCCUACAAGAACCAGGACCACGGCGCCUGGCUGCGCGGCGGGGAUGUGUGGCUGGACAGCUGCCGGUUUGCUGACAAUGGCAUCGGCCUGACCCUGGCCAGUGGUGGAACCUUCCCGUACGACGACGGCUCCAAGCAGGAGAUAAAGAACAGCUUGUUUGUUGGCGAGAGCGGCAACGUGGGGACGGAAAUGAUGGACAACAGGAUCUGGGGCCCGGGCGGCCUGGACCACAGCGGAAGGACCCUCCCCAUAGGCCAGAAUUUUCCGAUCAGAGGAAUUCAGUUCUACGAUGGCCCGGUCAACAUCCAGAACUGCACUUUCCGGAAGUUCGCUGCCCUGGAGGGCCGGCACACCAGCGCCCUGGCCUUCCGCCUCAACAACGCCUGGCAGAGCUGCCCCCACAACAACGUGACCGGCAUUGCCUUCGAGGACGUCCCGAUUACUUCCAGAGUGUUCUUCGGAGAGCCCGGGCCCUGGUUCAACCAACUGGACAUGGAUGGGGAUAAGACGUCCGUGUUCCACGACGUCGACGGCUCCGUGUCCGAGUACCCCGGCUCCUACCUCACCAAGGACGACAACUGGCUCGUCCGGCACCCGGACUGCAUCGACGUCCCGGACUGGAGGGGCGCCAUCUGCAGCGGGCGCUACGCACAGAUGUACAUCCAAGCCUAUAAGACCAGUAACCUGCGGAUGAAGAUCAUCAAGAACGACUUCCCCAGCCACCCCCUGCACCUGGAGGGCGCCCUCACCCGGAGCACCCACUACCAGCAGUACCAGCCGGUCGUCACGCUGCGGAAGGGCUACACCAUCCACUGGGACCACACGGCGCCCGCGGAACUCGCCAUCUGGCUCAUCAACUUCAACAAGGGCGACUGGAUCCGAGUGGGGCUCUGCUACCCGCGAGGCACCACCUUCUCCAUCCUCUCGGAUGUGCACAAUCGCCUGCUGAAGCGGACGUCCAAGACGGGCACCUUCGCGAGGACCCUGCAGAUGGAGAAGCUGGAGCACGGCCACCCCGGCAGGAGCCACUACUACUGGGACGAGGACUCGGGGCUGCUGUUCCUGAAGCUGAAAGCACAGAACGAGAGAGAGAAGUUUGCCUUCUGCUCCGUGAAAGGCUGCGAGAGGAUAAAGAUCAAGGCUCUCAUCCCUAAGAACGCGGGCGUCAGCGACUGCACGGCCACGGCCUACCCCAAGUUCGCCGAGAGGGCCGUGGUGGACGUGCCGAUGCCCCGGAAGCUCUCCGGUCCGCAGCUGAAGACCCAGGACCGCUUCCUGGAGGUGAAGAUGGAGAGCACCAGGCAGCACCUCUUCCACUUGCGCAGCGACGUGGCCCACAUCGAGGUGGAUGGGCGGAAGUACCCUGGCUCGGAGGACGGCAUCCAGGUGGUGGUGAUCGACGGGCGCCAGGGGCACGUGCUGAGCCACACGAGCUUCCGGAACUCCAUUCUGCAGGGCAUUCCGUGGCAGCUCUUCAACUACGUGGCAGCCAUACCCGACAACUCCAUAGUCCUCGUGGCGUCGAAGGGAAGAUACAUCUCCAGAGGCCCGUGGACCAGAGCGCUGGAGAAGCUUGGGGCAGACAAGGGUGUCAAGUUGAAAGAGAAAAUGGCUUUCGUGGGCUUCAAAGGCAGCUUCCGGCCCAUCUGGGUUACUCUGGACACCGGGGACCACAAGGCCAAAAUUUUCCAGGUCGUGCCCAUCCCUGUGGUGAAGAAGAAGAAACUGUGAGGACAGCCGCCGCCCGGUGCCCCCGCGGUGGACUGUGACGGCGACUUUGGCGGCAGCCCAGGGCAGGAUGGCUGGUCCCCCCAGCCCUGCCCAGCGGCUGCCUGGGAAGGUCACGUGUCGGCCCUGAUGGGCGAGGGACGGACAUCAGGGACCCUGGUGCUGCCACCUGCCCCUACUCAAACGUCUACCUGCAGCCCCGGGGGCGGCGCUGGCCCCUGCAGGGAACCUUCUCUCUCCUGCAGCCUCUUGGGUGCUUCUCCCACCUGUGCCUCUUCAGCAGGGGUGUGGGGGCCACGUGAGGACACCUGUGUCCUGCUGGCUACAAAGGUCCCUGACCCGCUAGGACGUGGCCCGGAGGGCUGGCCAUUCGCGGGUCCCUGUGGUCCCCGUAGACACGAGGCCGGCUUUAAGGCAACCUUUAUUCCUGUGAGCAAGAACCAGCCUCACGGGAGUAGGAGCGCCGUGCAGGCAGCUCGCCGCAGGGAACCGCUGCCCGUGGGAAGGAGGCGA